AUGGCUAAUGCCAUCAUGUUUCCGGGUACUGGUGGUGGCGGUGCAACAGUUGUUAAGUAUCAAAACAAGAUCAUUUUAGUAGCUGGAGGUGGUGGUGGAAUAUUUCCGGAACAAAUUAUCCAACUGGAGAAACCAGGAAUUAACCCGAAAGGUGGUUACUUGUUCGAGGCUGAUAAAAAUUCACCACUCAAUAAUUUGCAUAACCCAAAGCGAGGAAUCCUAUGGAUGUCUGGAGAUGGCGCACAUCUUAUACAUGCUGGUAAAAAAGAAAAGUGUGAACAAUGUCAUAUGAUGUCCGGACAGUUGAAUAAUGCAUCCUCUUCUGGAGGUGUAUGUCCAUUGGUGUCGGUGUGGAAAGUUUUGGGUGGGUAUGGAGGUGGCGGUGCAUCCUGCGGACCAGGCGGUGGUGGUGGAGCCGGUUAUUAUGGUGGGGAGGGUGGACAAAAAUACCACGGUGUUGGUGGAAAAAGUUUUGCGCAAUACAAAAGUGCUAUCAUUAGACCUGGUAUGAAUAGGGGUAACGGUUACGUACUAAUUCAUCCGUGUCGUUUACGCUGUUCUCCAAAUGCGACUUGUCGUUUUCGCUUGGAUAGUGCCGAUGAAGUUGGCUCUUAUUGUGCCUGUCCAGAUGGUCAAGUAGUCGGCGAGUUACAAGACUGCUUUUCUGAAAAGAAAAAGCAGAUGAAUGCUGGUCGCAAAGAAUCCCUGUUGGUGAUGCUCGUUUUUGCAUUCGUUUUGUGCAUUAUCAUUCUUCUAAGCGCAUUUGGAAGCUUCUGUGUUUAUUUUCGAAGACGAUUAAAAAAGGCAAAAAAAGAGAAAGCGGAACUUAAUCGUGAAAUAGGAAUGUGUGCAUUGACGCCCAGUACACCAAUGAGUAUCUCCGGAAAUCCUAUUUAUGAACCAUUUGGUCCAUGCGCUGAACUUCAACCUAUAUCACAUGCUAACGUUUCUCUAAUAAGAUCUCUUGGACAAGGAGCUUUUGGUGAGGUUUACGAGGGUAAACUAAACUGUGGUACUCAGUUGAUUCCGGUUGCAGUGAAAACUUUACCAAAAUGGGCAUCCAAACAAGCAGUAAACGAUUUUGAAAUGGAAGCACUUAUUAUGAGCAAAUUCCGACACGAAAACAUCUGCGAGCUUAUGGGAGUGUGUUUUGAUGUUACACCGAGACUUAUCAUUCUCGAACUUCUAGCCGGGGGUGAUCUGAAAUCUUUUCUUCGCGAGUGUCGUCCAAAAAAUACAAAAAAUCGGAUUCAAAUGAUAGAUCUGCUGGAUAUGGCUCAAGAUGUUGCCAAAGGAUGUAAAUUUCUUGCUGAUAAUCGUUUUAUUCACCGAGAUAUUGCAGCUAGAAAUUGUUUACUAACAAAAAAGGAAGUGGGACGUGUUGUUAAAAUAGCCGAUUUCGGCAUGGCAAGGGAUAUUUAUAGGCAAGAUUAUUACCGAAAAGGUGGUAAAGCAAUGUUACCAGUGAAAUGGAUGCCACCCGAAGCAUUUCUUGAUGGUAUUUUUACAGUAAAAACUGAUGUCUGGUCAUUCGGCGUAUUAUUGUGGGAAAUUUUUUCUCUUGGAUAUAUGCCAUAUCCGGGGAGAAGCAAUCAGGAAGUUAUGUCUCUAAUUGUGAACGGAGGGCGAUUAGAACCACCGAACGGUAUACCUGAUCAAAUUUACACUUUAAUGUUGGCUUGUUGGAGUACUGCUGAUACUGAUCGACCACAUUUUGAUGACAUCAUUGAAAAUUUGGAUUCUAUGCUUCAAAAUCCACUUAUGCAAAGCAUGCCUUUACCUGUGAUCGUUCAUCGAUUAUCACAACCACAGUCUAGUAAUUCAUCUUUACCGGAUAGUCCUUCGGUUACCGAAACGAUUUCACAAAAUACCUAUUCUCAGAAUACUAUCAAUACAAUAUUGAAUUCAUAUACUGAAGCGGUCCCAUCCAAUGACUGUGAUCCGUUACCCACAAAAGGUGAUGGAGUUAAAUUUAAUGUGUGCACUCCUUAUCAACCACAGUCAUCCGAGCCGUUUUGUGUCCAAGAUGGAACUCAAUCUACGCCACUGUCUCAUUGGGCUAACGGUCAACUACCAAGUGGAAGCACAGAGACAUGUGCUAGCGGUAGCGGUGAACCAGUAAGCAAUUGUAAUGGUCAUGUUUUAUCUACGAUGACACUGCAUGAUGCAGUAGCUGGAUCUCGUAGACCUGUAGUUGAUACGGAUCCUUGCAGUAAUCGUUUGGUUAGUAGUGAUUAUGCUAAUGCGAUACGUACCGAAGCAGUAUCACUACUGGAAAGAAGAUACCCUCCACCAAUGAAGGUACGAAUAUUACCGCCAUCUGUACCCGAUGAUUUCUCAUCUCCCAAUAUGACAAACUCUUUAAGGUUAUCAAACCCAUCAAACGACCAAUCAUUACUUCAGAAUUACAUGAAUCAAAGUCAAAUUUUAUAAACAACGGCUACGAUUCAAAACAAAAAGUCGGACACUUCCUAAAUUUUCUUAAAG
Messenger RNA from Loa loa (African eye worm), 2487 nucleotides. Its product is annotated as tyrosine-protein kinase receptor. Gene Ontology annotation, molecular function: ATP binding; transmembrane receptor protein tyrosine kinase activity. Gene Ontology annotation, biological process: cell surface receptor protein tyrosine kinase signaling pathway; protein phosphorylation; positive regulation of kinase activity. The record is from RefSeq and is a predicted model, not a curated record. The coding region runs from base 1 to 2433 and encodes 810 amino acids. Gene Ontology annotation, cellular component: membrane; signaling receptor complex. The transcript has 15 exons. NCBI's taxonomy places the organism in Eukaryota, Metazoa, Nematoda, Chromadorea, Rhabditida, Onchocercidae.